GAUUCUGAAUGGCUCAGAAAGAGAUAAUGGAGCAGCAGGACAUAAGGAAGCUUGAUGUAACUAAGUUACAUCCGCUUUCUCCCGAAGUUAUAUCCAGGCAGCCUACAAUCAACAUUGGCCUCAUUGGCCAUGUAGCACAUGGAAAAACAACCCUUGUCAGAGCAAUCUCUGGUAUCCAGACUACUCGAUUCAAAUGUGAACUGGAGCGUAACAUAACUGUGAAACUUGGGUAUGCAAAUGCAAAAAUUUACAAAUGUGAGGAUGAAAGUUGUCCGCAACCUUUAUGCUACAUGUCAUAUGGAAGUGGUAAAGAAGAUAAUCCUCCAUGCGAUGUUCCUGGAUUCAGAAACUGCAAGAUGAAACUGCUUAGACACAUUUCUUUUGUAGAUUGCCCGGGGCAUGAGAUACUGAUGACUAGAAUGCUGAGCGGAGCAACAGUUAUGGAUGCAGCUUUUCUUCUCAUAGCUGCCAAUGAAAGUUGUCCUCAACCCCAAACUAUAGAGCAUUUGUCUGCUGUUGACAUCUUGAAGCUUCAAAACCUAAUAGUUCUUCAGAACAAAGUUGACACUAUACAGGAGCAUCAAGCUAGAAAACAGUAUAAGGCAAUCCGGGAAUUUCUGAAGGGAACAGUAGCACACGAUGCACCAGUUGUACCUGUUUCCUCACAGCUUAAUUACAACAUUGAUGCUGUUUGUGAAUAUAUUACAAAGAUUCCUAUCCCUAAGAGAGACUUUGUAUCACCUCCUCAUAUGGUUGUGGUUCGAUCUUUCGAUGUGAAUAAGCCUGGUUGUGGGAUUAAUGACAUGAAAGGUGGUGUUGUAGGUGGAACUAUCACUAAGGGUGUUCUAAAGGUAAAUCAGAUUGUUGAGCUUCGUCCAGGAAUCAUUGAAAAAAAUGCAGAUGGAAAAACCGUCUGUAAACCAAUAUAUUCCAGAAUUAUGUCAUUAUUUGCGGAGCAAAAUAAGCUUCAGUUUGCUGUGCCAGGAGGCCUUAUUGGGGUUGGCACGUCAAUGGAUCCUGCCCUAUCACGUAGUGAUAUGCUAGUUGGUCAAGUCCUUGGCGACGUCGGUACACUCCCUGAAGUGUACAUCAAACUUAAAAUCAGGAAAAUUAAACUGCUGCGCCGGCUUGUAGGGGUUGAGAAAAAUGACUUUGGAAAGCAGGUGUCAAAUCUGUUGAAGGGUGAGGUUCUAAUGCUGAAUAUCUUGUCCAUGACAAUUGGGGUUCAAAUCAUUACAGUUAGAAAGAACAGUGCAACGUUGCAACUAACUGCACCCGUAUGCACUGCCGUAGCAGAGAAGGUGGUGCUCAGCCGUCGAGUUGGUGGCCACUGGCGUCUCAUUGGGUGGGGUGAGAUUGAAGACGGAGUGGCACUAGAUGUGCAAACUAUACCUGCAGAGAUGUUCUCUUAGCAAGGAGAUUCUGGCAUUGAUAAUAAUAUUGAUUUACAGUGUGAACUAGUUCUUUUGUUUUUCGUGCUCCCUUUUAGCUUAUGAAUUGCUUGCAACUGAUGGAUGUUUCUUUUUAGUUUUUGAUCCUAUGGAAUAGUAUUUUUCUUUUCAGC
Messenger RNA from Solanum verrucosum, 1564 nucleotides. Its product is annotated as eukaryotic translation initiation factor 2 subunit gamma-like. Gene Ontology annotation, cellular component: eukaryotic translation initiation factor 2 complex; cytosol. Gene Ontology annotation, molecular function: GTPase activity; GTP binding; tRNA binding. Gene Ontology annotation, biological process: positive regulation of translational fidelity; formation of translation preinitiation complex. The coding region runs from base 9 to 1412 and encodes 467 amino acids. The record is from RefSeq and is a predicted model, not a curated record. The transcript is spliced from 8 exons. NCBI's taxonomy places the organism in Eukaryota, Viridiplantae, Streptophyta, Magnoliopsida, Solanales, Solanaceae.